AUGGACCAGCGACGGGCGCCACGCACCAGCUGGUCCCUCAAAGAGACGAAAUACGGCAAGCCGUAUAUUGACCAUGGAAAUGACCAGAAAACUAUCGGAUACAACAUUACCCAUUCGCACAAUAUUGUUGGGAUGGCAUGUGCAAUAGGGCCCAAGCACAAAGUAUGGAACAUUGAUUGCUCUAUCUUGCUUGCUACAUACUUGACUGACAAUAAUGUACCGCAGCUCACACCCCUCGAAUUAUCAUUCCUAGACCCUACUCUCCCCGACGAAGUGAAACUCCGAAGGCUGUACAUCCUAUGGACGCUUAAAGAAUCCUAUACAAAGGCGCUCGGCCAACCUAUCGGCUUUGACUUUUCCCGAAUCGAAUGCGACAUUCCGCAUCGCCAGAUACGAGUCGACGGCGAACCCUUGCUCGGAUGGGAGUUCCGCCUGUUCCGAGCUAAUACGGGCGUAUUACGAAAGGGUACGUUGGUCGAGGAAAGCUAUCAAUGUACGACCGCAAUUUACCGGGGUGGGAACACAACCAAGUUACUGUGGGAGCAUGAAGAUGGCGUCGGAGAGGGCGACAAAUGGUUGCGGUUCGCGAGGCAAAACCAAAAUGCGCUUCUUACCGAACUUCUUGGCUUUGUUCCGCAACUACUGCUAGAUGAUAUUGCGGACGCUGCAACCGAUACAGUCAACAAUGCCAUCGACGGGCUGGAAGAUGAGCUGGAUGCUGAAAUCGACUCGGGUCUCUUGGAAUUUCAGACGCUCCUAUGCGGGCAUAGAGACAUGAGUAUUGACAUGCUCGAAACCUGGAGUAUGCGCAACGUCUUUUGUGUACCAGAAGGCUUGAACAUUGUCAUGCCCCACCAAAAGGGACUAGAUUUGAGCACGCCUCAGGGGAAGGAUGUGCAGAUGCAGGUUGAAUUGGAUGUAAUGAGGCGAAAGAUCGAGAAUGCACGCAGGUUCCAGGAGCAACUGAAGCAAGCGGAACAAGUGACAGAACAUCGACUUGAACGAUCCAAGGCUCGCCUCGACCGUGUGAAGACACUGCAAGAACUAGAUCCUAAGAAAAUCGAACAUCUUCCUGCCGCCUACCGCUCCCUUCUUACAACAAUCUCGUCGCUCCCUACCACAACCCCACCACUCCCUAUGUCGAUUAGUUCUACGAAAAAACACACGGAAUCCCGCGCCGAAUUCAUCGACUGGGCAGUCAAACGCCUCGUCACGUCUACCACGGCUGGGCCAUCAGGCAAACUUGAUUUGCUUGCUCAGAACGUCAGGCAAGACGAGGAGGGUGACGACGAAUUCAUGCUUGCCGGGGUUGCAGGCGAACGUGGACCUGGGGAAUCAUUGGCCUCCCACGAAGCCUCGUUGGUCGAUUCUGAAGAAUCGAGCGUGCUGAAUACCUCCAAGAGGCGAAGGAGUAGCGUUGCCGGAGGGUCUAAGCGUAGAAGGAGCUCUAUGGGAUUGUCGGAGAGGGCGAGGGCCAUUGGUGGGGAACUAUCGACAGAGACGCGACAGGACGAAGCGGAGUAG
Molecule: messenger RNA, 1524 nt
Organism: Rhizoctonia solani
Lineage: Eukaryota; Fungi; Basidiomycota; Agaricomycetes; Cantharellales; Ceratobasidiaceae
Product: kinetochore protein Mis12/MTW1
Exons: 8
Coding region: 1-1524 (507 amino acids)
Biological process (GO): mitotic sister chromatid segregation; protein localization to kinetochore; mitotic cell cycle
Cellular component (GO): nucleus; chromosome, centromeric region
Molecular function (GO): holo-[acyl-carrier-protein] synthase activity; magnesium ion binding
Source: RefSeq, a predicted model, not a curated record